Messenger RNA from Tilletiaria anomala UBC 951, 612 nucleotides. Its product is annotated as mitochondrial distribution and morphology family 33. The annotation marks the transcript as partial. The record is from RefSeq and is a predicted model, not a curated record. Lineage: Eukaryota; Fungi; Basidiomycota; Exobasidiomycetes; Georgefischeriales; Tilletiariaceae. Gene Ontology annotation, biological process: inner mitochondrial membrane organization. The transcript is spliced from 3 exons. Gene Ontology annotation, cellular component: mitochondrial inner membrane.
UUUAGUCGGCUCGGCGCACGUUGGAACACUCUUUCUGGUUAUGAGGAAAUUGAAAAACUGAAGGACACGGUGUCUAAGCUAGAACGAAGACUGGAGGGCUUGCGCGAAGAAUUGCAACAGAAACGGCAAGCAUAUCUUGCAGCAGUAUCAGAACGAUCGUCCUCUCAGCGUCAACUAUCGGACCUGCUGUCGCGAAAAUCAACCUGGUCAGAAGAGGAGCUGGCAACCUACACGCGGUUGCUGCACUCUGAGCAUUCACAAGCGCGUGCGGAGAAGGAGGCAGAACGCGAAUAUGAGCUAGCCGAAGAGAUCGUCCAGAAAUCGUUUGACAUGCUCAUGAGCGCCAUCGCUCAGCGUUAUCACGAAGAACACAUUUGGAGUGAUCGAAUUCGAAAUGUUUCUACUUGGGGUAGCGUCGGAAUCGCCAUCCUCAACGUUGUCGUAUUCACAAUGGCGAUUUUCCUUGUAGAGCCAUUCAAGCGUAAAAAGCUUGCUCUCAUGUUGGAACAUCGGCUCGUAGAAGGAGAGGCACAGAAUGCAGAGAGGCUAGCGGGAGCGAUAGCCUCGAUCGAGAAGCAGAUGAAAGGCAUGCAGAAUGCAGUAGAGCAACUU